AUGAGCAACCGCCGCAGCCAACGUAUGCAAUCAGGACCGGGAAUGAGCAUUUACUGCAAUCAUGCGAUUACUUUCAACAACAGCACCGUGUCUGGAGGAACCUUCAUCAACAAUGCCAUCAAUGUCUUCCAGGGCCAUAAUAACGGCAGCGUGGUUGUCCAUGUCAACCCUGUUGCUCAUGCCUAUCCGACAAUCCGCGAACACACCGUUGCGUCGAACAACCGCAGGGACGAACCUUUGAAGGCGUGA
Messenger RNA from Coprinopsis cinerea okayama7#130, 249 nucleotides. RefSeq lists its product as hypothetical. Lineage: Eukaryota; Fungi; Basidiomycota; Agaricomycetes; Agaricales; Psathyrellaceae. Bases 1 to 249 code for a protein of 82 amino acids. The record is from RefSeq and is a predicted model, not a curated record. The transcript has 3 exons.